Messenger RNA from Tupaia belangeri chinensis (Chinese tree shrew), 1015 nucleotides. RefSeq names its product N-acetylneuraminic acid phosphatase (gene NANP). The transcript is spliced from 2 exons. Bases 68 to 814 code for a protein of 248 amino acids. Gene Ontology annotation, biological process: N-acetylneuraminate biosynthetic process; dephosphorylation. The record is from RefSeq and is a predicted model, not a curated record. Gene Ontology annotation, molecular function: N-acylneuraminate-9-phosphatase activity. Lineage: Eukaryota; Metazoa; Chordata; Mammalia; Scandentia; Tupaiidae.
CGCGCCUACUCUUCUUGCGCAGGCGCACACGUCUAGGAUUGGGCGCGUGGAGCGCGCGGCCCGCGUUAUGGGGCUGAGCCGGGUGCGGGCCGUUUUCUUUGACCUGGACAACACGCUCAUCCACACUGCGGAGGCCAGCAGGAGAGGCAUGCUGGAGGUGAUUAAGCUCUUACAGUCGAAAUACCAUUACGAAGAAGAAGCUAAAAUCAUCUGUGAUAAAGUUCAAGUUAAACUCAGCAGGGAAUGUUUACAUCCUUAUAGCACUUGCAUUACUGACCUGAGGACUUCGCACUGGGAAGAAGCCAUCCAGGAAACCAAAGGUGGUACAGCCAACCGGAACUUGGCCGAAGAAUGUUACUUCCUGUGGAAAUCUACUCGUUUACAGCACAUGACACUAGCAGAAGAAGUGAAAGCCAUGCUCACUGCCCUGCGAAAGGAGGUCCGCUUGCUUUUGUUAACGAAUGGCGACAGACAGACCCAAAGGGAGAAGAUCGAGGCUUGUGCCUGUCAGUCCUAUUUUGAUGCCAUUGUUGUAGGUGGAGAGCAAAAAGAGGAGAAACCAGCUCCUUCCAUAUUUUACCACUGCUGUGAUCUCCUUGGAGUGCAGCCUGGGGACUGUGUGAUGGUUGGUGACACGUUAGAAACCGAUAUACAAGGAGGCCUCAGCGCAGGGCUGAAAGCCACAGUCUGGAUAAAUAAAAAUGGAAUAGUGCCACUGAAGUCAUCCCCCGUUCCGCAUUAUGUAGUUUCUUCUGUGCUAGAGUUACCUGCUCUCCUGCAGAGCAUAAACUGCAAAGCCAGCGUGUCAGCGUGAGCACACAGAAGGGUGUGAUGACCAUUGUCCAAAAAUUAGGGCAUUUUAUGUGCUAUGGCCCAGGUUUAAGAAUUUCGCUUAUUAUUUAGUGAUCAUGAUUGUGGAGGUUCUUCAAGUCUAUUGCUUUUAAGUUUUGACAGCCAACCAUUGGCUGGUACUGAUUUCUCAAAAUCCAGAUUACAUUAAUACAAGUAACUUUUA